Molecule: messenger RNA, 847 nt
Organism: Rhizopus microsporus ATCC 52813
Lineage: Eukaryota; Fungi; Mucoromycota; Mucoromycetes; Mucorales; Rhizopodaceae
Exons: 3
Coding region: 125-760 (211 amino acids)
Biological process (GO): regulation of DNA-templated transcription
Molecular function (GO): DNA-binding transcription factor activity
Source: RefSeq, a predicted model, not a curated record
AUAAGUCAAUAGGAUAUUUACUUAAUAAACAUAUUAUUCUUUUGUCCCAUUGACUUUUAUGUUUAAUACUUUUUAUUUUUAACAAAUAUUACAAAAGUGAUUGUCAUUUCUUUUUAUUUCCAUAAUGUUAAACUCCAGACAAAGUUCAACUGAUUCAGAUCUACUUGACUCACAAGAGUCAACCAUGCAAAUGGGUCGCAAACUCAUUGAAGACGACGCUGCCAUAGACGAUCCAAAGGCCUACAGACGAUUACGAAACCGUAUCAAUCAGAGAAAUUAUCGAGAAAGAAAAAACGAUCGAAUAGCAAAACUAUUAAGAGAAAUACAAGAGCUUACAGAGAUCAACAGUAAAAUGAAACAAGAUUUUACAGUUGAGAUUCAUAGAUUGAGACUUGAAAAUGAGAGAUUGAAGCAAGAGAUGAACUUUAUAAAACAGACACAUCCAUUUGAAAACUUCAUUACUGAUAGAGGCUUAAACCAAGAACCUGUAGAACAACAGGGCGAAGGGAGCAUAUUAAAAUGUGCGCCAGAUAACGAACAAUGCUGUAGGAAACAGAUCAUGAGCAUACUUUAUCAAUCUAUAGGCAGUCAUUGUAAGAUAAGACAAAUACAGGCAAACGUGACUAGUUACUGCCCAGAGUUUGAUAUAAACAAACUUCCACUCACUUUACAAAACAAGAUCAAAUAUGAACCAGACUCUAUUGCAUCAGAUACAGAUAUUCACUCUUACAUUCAUUGCAUUAAUCAAGCUUAUUCAUGACAUUACAUUAUAAUAAACACUUGCAUUUUAAUUCCACUUUUUUUUUUUAUUUAUUUAUUUUCAAAUAUAAAAUGAUAAAAAUCAUAC